This is a messenger RNA of Acanthosepion pharaonis, 1182 nucleotides long. NCBI's taxonomy places the organism in Eukaryota, Metazoa, Mollusca, Cephalopoda, Sepiida, Sepiidae. The record is from the annotation of a GenBank genome assembly.
AUGUACGUGUUCCCCCGUCCCUGCAAGAUUGUGGGUGUAUGUGUUCCCUCGUACCUGCAAGAUGGUGUAUGUAUGUGUUCCCUCGUCCCUGAAAGAUGGUGUUGUAUGUGUUACCCCGUCCCUUCAAGAUGGUGUAUGUAUGUGUUCCCCCGUCCCAGAAGAUGGCCUAUGUAUGUGUUCCCCCUCCCUGCAAUAUUGGGUAUGUAUGUGUUCCCCCGUCCCUGCAAGAUAGUGUAUGUAUGUGUUCCCCCGUCCCUGCAAGAUAUGUGUGUACGUGUUGCCUCAUCCCUGCAAGAUGGUGUAUGUAUGUGUUCUCUCGUCCCUGCAAGAAAGGUGUGUGUAUGUGUUCCCCCGUCCCUGCAAGAUGGUGUAUGUAUGUGUUCCCCCCGUCCCUGCAAGAUGGUGUGUGUGUCUGUGUUCCCCCGUCCCUGCAAUAUGGUGUGUGUAUGUGUUCCCUCGUCCUGCGAGAUGGUGUAUGUAUUUGUUCCCUCGUCCAUGCAAGAUGGUGUAUGUAUGUGUUCACCCGUCCCUGCAAUAUGGUGUGUGUAUGUGUUCCGACGUCCCUACAAGAUGGUGUAUGUAUGUGUUCCCCCGUCCCUGAAAGAUAGUGUAUGUAUGUGUUCCCCCGUCCCUGCAAGAUGGUGUGUGUAUGUGUUCCCUCGUCCCUGCAAGAUGGUGUGUGUAUGUGUUCCCUGUCCCUGCAAGAUGUUGUAUGUAUGUGUUCCCCCGUCCCUGCAAGAUGGUGUAUGUAUGUGUUCCCCCGUCCCUGCAAGAUGGUGUAUGUAUGUAAUCCCUCGUCCCUGCAAGAUGGUGUAUGUAUGUGUUUCCCCGUCCCUGCAAGAUGGUGUAUGUAUGUGUUCCCCCGUCCAUGCAAGAUGGUGUAUGUAUGUGCUACCCGUCUCUUCAAGAUGGUGUAUGUAUAUGUUCCCUCGUGCCUGCAAGAUGGUGUAUGUAUGUGUUCCCUCGUCCUUGCAAGAUGGUGUAUGUAUGUGUUCCCCCGUCCCUGCAAGAUGGUGUAUGUAUGUGGUCCUCCGUCCCUGCAACAUGGUGUGUGUAUAUGUUCCCCCGACCCUGCAAAUGGCGUAUGUUUGUGUUCCCCCGUCCCUGCAAGAUGGUGUAUGUAUGUGUUCCCCCUCCCUGCAAGAUGGUGUAUGUAUGUGUUCCCCCGUCCCUGAAAGAUAG